AACACUUCUCCUUAUCCUGAAAAAAAAAAAAACCUUCAUCUUCUCUAACAAAUAACAAACCAGUGAAGAAGAAAGAAAUACUGCUAGGAAGUAGUAACAGACAGAUUACAUAGUCAUACACUACUCUCAUGAAAACCUUAAACUAAGACUAAACCUUCAUUUCCUCUCUAUCUACAACAAUGCCAUCUCGCCACCUCCGAUCUCUCUCUCCACCCCCACCCCCACCCCUCCACCACCACCACCACCACCACCACCUCUUAGCUCCGCUCCUUGCUGGAGCACUAACACUCUUUCUAAUUUUUAUUGUUAUACUUGUAAUCUUGCUCUAUCGCAAAAUCACGCGCAACCGUACAGCUCCGAUAACUAAAUCCCCAAAUCACCACCACCAACAAUGCCGCUGCUACUCUUACUCCCUUCUCCGCCGUGCAACCUCCUCAUUCUCACCCUCUAACCGCCUCGGCCACGGCGGGUUCGGAUCAGUCUACAAAGCUACACUUCCUAACACUAAUCAACAUUUAGCUGUUAAAUUAAUGGAUCAAAACGGUUCACUUCAAGGCGAGAGAGAGUUCCAUAACGAACUCUCUAUUGCUUCUUGCUUGGAUUCUCCUAACAUUGUUUCUCUCCUUGGUUACUCGUGUUCGCGAAAGAAGAAAUUAAUUUUAGUCUAUGAGUUAAUGGAGAAUAGGAGCUUACAGGAGGCUUUGUUUGAUAGGAAAUGUGAAGAGUUAAUGAACUGGAAGGUUAGGUUUGAUUUAGUUAUUGGUGUAGCGAAAGGACUUGAGUAUUUGCAUCAUUCUUGUAACCCUCCCGUGAUUCAUGGGGACAUUAAGCCUAGUAAUAUCUUGCUUGAUUCGUUUUUUAAUGCGAAAAUUGGGGAUUUUGGACUAGCAAGAUUGAAGAUUGAAGAGAGUAAUGGUGUCGUGGAGAAGAAAGAGGGUUUGGGAGAGGAAAAUGGGUCGAUUUUGGAGGAGACGGAGAGUGUGGGGAGUGUGUGUGGAGAGAGUGGGAUUAUUGCUGUUGGUGGGGUUGAGAGGUCGCCAGAGAGUUUUGGUGGUAGGGUCUUGGAUUCGGAUGCGUCACCGGAGAUGGUUUCUCCGGAGGUUGGGGUGGAUAAAGGGAGUGUAUCGGAGGCGGGGUUUGAUAAGAUGAGCGUUGAUAGUGGGAGAGAUUUGAUUGGUGGAGGGAAGAAAGGUGGGUCGAGGAGGGAUUGGUGGUGGAAACAGGAUAAUGGAGGUGGAUCGGAGUCGGGGAGGGUGAAGGAUUAUGUGAUGGAGUGGAUUGGAAGUGAGAUUAAUAAGGAGAGGAGACCUAAGCAAGAAUGGAAUGUUGUGUCUCCAGUUUCGAGUGAUAAUAAGUUGUUAAGCACGGAAAGUUUGAAGAUUGAGCCAAAGAAGCAUAAGAAGCGACUGGAAUGGUGGGCUUCUUUGGAUGAGGGAAGAAUGAAGAAGGAGAAGAAUAGGAAGCCUAGAGAGUGGUGGAAGGAAGAGUUUUGUGAGGAGCUUACCAAGAAAAAGAAGAGAGGACUUAGUUCGAGUAAUAGUGGAGAUUUAUGGUGGCAAAAGGAUGAUGAUUUGGUACAAGAGAGGAAGAAGAAGAGGAAGAGUAAGGGCAGUAUUGAUUGGUGGUUGGAUGGGUUUAGUGGUGAAUUCAGAAAUGGGAGAAGAAAUAGCCAGGAUUGGGCUAGUGGAGAGAUCCCCAAGAGUGGUGGUAUUAGCAGCACGCCUAGCAUGAGAGGAACGGUGUGUUAUAUCGCUCCUGAAUAUGGUGGCGGCGGCCUGUUAUCAGAGAAGUGUGAUGUCUAUAGUUUUGGUGUUCUGCUCCUUGUGGUGGUUUCUGGGAGAAGACCACUGCAAGUAACUGCCUCGCCGAUGUCAGAAUUUGAGAGGGCUAAUCUAAUAUCCUGGGCUAGGCAACUUGCAUACAACGGGAAGCUAUUGGAUCUUGUCGAUCCUUCAAUACUUUCAUUGGAUAAGGAUCAGGCAUUGCUUUGCAUUACAAUUGGUCUACUCUGUUUGCAGAGAUCGCCUAGCAAACGGCCUACCGUGAAAGAAAUUGUGGGGAUGCUCUCUGGGGAGGCAGAGCCGCCCCACUUGCCAUUUGAGUUCUCUCCGUCACCGCCGUCCAAUUUUCCAUUUAAGUCUCCAAGGAAGGCCCGGUGAGUUUUACUGGAUUUAAGACAUCGUUGUAAUUCAACUGUACAGUGUGUACCGUUGCAGCUCUUGUAGGUCAUUUCUAAUUUAUCAUGUUUUGUAGAAACUGUCUGCUGAGAUUGAAAUGAAUAUACAUCUUGUUCAUAAA
Molecule: messenger RNA, 2298 nt
Organism: Populus trichocarpa (black cottonwood)
Lineage: Eukaryota; Viridiplantae; Streptophyta; Magnoliopsida; Malpighiales; Salicaceae
Product: receptor-like serine/threonine-protein kinase At2g45590
Exons: 1
Coding region: 180-2159 (659 amino acids)
Biological process (GO): protein phosphorylation
Molecular function (GO): ATP binding; protein kinase activity
Source: RefSeq, a predicted model, not a curated record